UAUCUAUAUAUAUUAGGUUGUGCAAUUGCAUAGGUAACCCAAAAAUCUCCACUUACCUUAAAGCAAAUAUGGUGGUGAAGAGCAUCAAAGAGAAAUCCAGUUCCUUUUUCCUAUAUUUCUGCUCAAAAGGGUUCAAAAAACCAGCCUCUCCACAACAAGGAACCAAGGGAAAUGCUGUGUCAUCAGAGCAGAAACAGCCUGGAGGAUGGAAAGCUAUGCCUUUCAUUUUAGGGAAUGAAACGUUUGAGAGAUUUGCAACGAUUGGGUUGUUGUCAAAUUUCAUGGUGUAUUUGAUGAAAAAGUUUAACAUGGACCAAGUUUCAGCUUCCAAUGUACUCAAUAUCUGGUCUGGUGUAUCUAACUUCGCACCACUCAUCGGUGCUUUCAUCUCUGAUGCCUACGUCGGUAGAUUCGCCACCAUUGCUGUCGCAUCCGUCGCUUCAUUUCUGGGAAUGCUGACGAUAACUUUGACGGCUUGGAUCCCACAGCUCCAGCCUCCACAAUGCCCAGCUGAGCAGCAAUUACAUGGUCACUGCAUUAGUCCAAGCAAGGCUCAACUGGGAGUACUGCUAACAGGGUUAGGCCUCUUAUCAAUUGGAACUGGUGGGAUAAGACCCUGCAGCAUUCCCUUUGGGAUUGAUCAGUUUGAUCCAACCACUGAAGAAGGGGCGAAAGGGAUCAACAGCUUCUUCAAUUGGUACUACACCACAUUCACAUUGGUCAUACUGCUCACUUUAACCCUUGUGGUUUAUAUUCAAGACUCAGUGAGCUGGGUUCUAGGCCUUGGAAUCCCCACUCUCCUCAUGGCUGCUUCAAUUGUUUUGUUUCUCAUCGGAACCAGAAUUUAUGUCCAUGUGAAGCCCCAAGGAAGCAUUUUUUCAAGCAUUGCCCAAGUGUUUGUUGCUGCUUACAACAAACGACAUCUUAGGCUUCCUGCAGAGGGACAGGAAUUUGGAGUUUUCUAUGAUCCUCCUUUAAAGGAAUACGUGUUGUCAAAGCUACCCCUCACCUACCAGUUCAGGUUCUUAAACAAAGCCGCGAUAACAACCAAGAAUGAUUUAGAAGACGAUGGUUCCCCUAAAAAAUGGUGGUUGUGCAGCAUCCAAGAUGUAGAAGAGGUCAAAUGCCUUAUCAGAAUCAUCCCUAUAUGGGCUUCUGGUAUCAUUAGCUUCACCGCCAUGGCACAACAGGGAACAUUCACCUUAUCACAAGCUUUGAAAAUGAACAGGCAUCUUGGUCCCAAGUUCCAAAUCCCAGCUGGUUCCAUAAGUGUCAUAUCAAUGCUCACAAUUGGGAUUUUCCUCCCAGUCUAUGACCGAAUCAUGGUCCCAUCUCUUCGAAAAAUCACCAAACACGAAGGUGGGAUAACACUUCUUCAAAGAAUUGGAAUCGGUAACUUUUUCUCUAUCCUAGCCAUGGUCGCUGCUGGCGUGUUCGAACAGAAGAGAAGGAACUCAGCUACAUUGCACCCUGGUGCCGCACCAAUCUCGGUCUUUUGGCUAUCUCCUCAGCUUAUUCUCAUGGGUUUCUGCGAGGCAUUCAACAUUCUUGGGCAGAUUGAGUUCUUCAACAAGCAGUUCCCUGAGCAUAUGAGAAGCAUUGCUAAUUCUCUCAUCUUUUGUUCCUUGGCUGGUUCAAGCUACUUGAGCAGCAUAGUAGUGAAUGUUGUGCAUCAUGUCACCGGAGGCCACGGCCACCCCGACUGGUUGACUAAUGAUAUUAAUGCUGGCAGAUUGGAUUACUUUUACUACAUUCUAGCAGUGAUGAGCGCCCUCAAUUUCCUUUAUUUCCUCUAUGUUGCUCAUCGGUAUCGUUACAAGGGCCAAGUACGAAUAGAACCGAAAUCUGAACCCGAUGUAGAGCUAAGUUCGAUGUAACCAUGAAACUAAUUAAGCUGUUGUAGUUUUAAUGUAUAUCACUUGCUACUAAAUAAUAAAAAAACGUACUCAUUUGAGGUAAACUUUCACAUCUAGUCUAUUUCAUUGUUGCCUUGUAAGAUCAGCAAUAAAGGCGAAAGCUCGUGCCGCUUUUCAUCGUUUAUUGUCUUGAAA
Molecule: messenger RNA, 2051 nt
Organism: Gossypium raimondii (Peruvian cotton)
Lineage: Eukaryota; Viridiplantae; Streptophyta; Magnoliopsida; Malvales; Malvaceae
Product: protein NRT1/ PTR FAMILY 2.13
Exons: 4
Coding region: 69-1877 (602 amino acids)
Biological process (GO): transmembrane transport
Cellular component (GO): plasma membrane
Molecular function (GO): transmembrane transporter activity
Source: RefSeq, a predicted model, not a curated record